Molecule: messenger RNA, 314 nt
Organism: Racocetra persica
Lineage: Eukaryota; Fungi; Glomeromycota; Glomeromycetes; Diversisporales; Gigasporaceae
Source: the annotation of a GenBank genome assembly
UUCUUUACGACAAUCGCCACACCACACUUAGGCAUUCGACGAGAUGAAAAUAAAUUUUUAAUAAAAGUAGUCAGUUGGGUGUCAUCCAAUCUCAUAUCAAAAACAGGGGAACAACUAAAUUACGUGGAUAAGUUUGAUGGAGAUGAGCCGAUUCUCUCUGUUAUGGCGAAUCCUGAAAAGGUUUUUUACAAAGCCCUUGCUACAUUCAAAUACAGGAAGUUAUACGCAAAUACUAGAAAUGAUAGAACAGUGCCUUUCUGGACUGCUGCGAUAACUGAUGUUGAUCCAUUCGUAGAUAUUAAAAAAAUAACCAU